Messenger RNA from Cololabis saira (Pacific saury), 1379 nucleotides. RefSeq names its product hepatic sodium/bile acid cotransporter-like. Gene Ontology annotation, biological process: bile acid and bile salt transport. Gene Ontology annotation, cellular component: membrane. NCBI's taxonomy places the organism in Eukaryota, Metazoa, Chordata, Actinopteri, Beloniformes, Belonidae. The transcript is spliced from 6 exons. The record is from RefSeq and is a predicted model, not a curated record. Gene Ontology annotation, molecular function: bile acid:sodium symporter activity. The coding region runs from base 147 to 1187 and encodes 346 amino acids.
UGUGACAGAGGGGCUUAAAUACAGAGAGGGCUUGACUCGAGAGUGCAGGACUGAACUGGACUGUUUUUGAAGCUGCAAUUAGUGGCCUGACGUAGAGAUGACAGCUACAGCACAAUGAAAAGCAGCUUUGGGAAAAAAUUGGCAAGAUGAACGGGACAACGGGGGACAUAGGAGCAGCCAACAUCUUUGAUGACAGAAACGUUCCUGGAAAUACGAGUAUGGGCCUCCUGAACAUCUCCUCAACAACCAACGCAGUCCUGAAUGCUUUGACUCUCCUCAUGCUCUUCGUAACUAUGAUAUCGCUUGGCUGUACGAUGGAGAUCUCCAAAAUUAAAGCUCAUAUCCUCAAACCAAAAGGAGUAGCCAUUGCCCUGCUGGCCCAGUUCUGCAUCAUGCCCAUCACUGCUUUCUCUCUGUCCAAAAUCCUGCAGUUGAAUACAAUAAAGACUGUGACUGUGCUCAUCUGUGGCUGCUGUCCAGGGGGGACCUUAUCAAACAUAUUUUGCCUGCUACUGAAAGGAGACAUGAACCUCAGCAUUGUCAUGACCACGUGCUCCAGCAUCGCCGCCUUGGGUCUGAUGCCUCUGCUGCUCUUCAUCUUCUCUCGAGGUCACGCUGGUCUGGAAAAGGCUGUGCCGUAUGUCGGCAUCAUCAUUGCUAUCAUGUUGUCUCUGGUGCCUUGCAUUAUUGGCAUUCUCAUCAACCACUAUAAGCCCAAAUAUUCACACACUGUCAAAAAAGCUGGUCUCUGCAUCCUUUUAAUCUCCACUAUCAUAGUUUCUAUCAUGUCAGGCUUUGCCGUCAAGGAUGUAAUAUGGAUGAUCCUCAUGCCUGACGUCCUCGCUGUGGCUGCACUGAUGCCUCUGAUUGGCUUCCUGCUUGGAUAUGUCAUGUCUGCCAUUUGCAGACUCAGUCCACAAUGCAGCAGAACCAUCUCCAUAGAGACAGGGUUUCAAAACAUCCAGCUGUGCGUCGCCAUCCUCAAGGUGGCCUUCUCUCCACAGGUCAUCGGACCCAUGUUUCUCUUCCCGCUUGUGUACAUCAUGUUCCAGUGUACCGAGGCUCUCCUCUUGGCCCUGUGCUUCACAUGUUACCAAAUGGCGAAGCCACCAGCUGCGGAUGCAGGACAUCACAAUAACAUUGACGUUAAACAAGAGGAGGUGGAACGGCAACAACAUGAAAGAUGACGGCAAACUGAUGGACAAGAUGUCUUUCAGUGUCUAUCUGUGAAGUGCCCAUCAUUCAUUGUCAGUGAUUUUGACUAAAAUAUGGACUUUUUAUAAUCACUUAUACUUUUAUUUUGUUUCAUCGAGCCCACACGUUAUCUAUGGAGGACCAAAAUGGACAUAAUUAAAAAUAAAGGUUUUUGCUUUUCUUUA